ACAUUCUGUUCGUUAUGGGAGAUGUCCUGCCUUGCCCCAAGGCCACCGAUAUUUGCCCAGAUGUACUGCCGCCAGACGACAACAACCUGCGCUUCGAAUUAGGAUCGUACCAAAGUGCAGGGCCAAAAAAUGAUCCUCUUCGACCCAUGGAACCUUUCCCGAAUAGACCCGCAACCAGUGGCGCCACUUGUGGCAUAAAGACUUUGGGCCGCAGACCUGAGCGAUUCACGGAAAUAGUCGCAAGGGGAGGAAACGACUUCCAUCCAUUCAAGCUGUCUGCCCGCAAGUCCAUUGGAAGAAGCAGCAAUGCAAUUGGCUUUAUGUCAGACAGUCGUAGCACCCCAAAUAUGCACUUCUCUGUAAACGAUCCAGUCAGCGCGGACAGCAACAACGAUUUGUACGACCCGCUGCUAGUCCUAGUGGAUGAGCAAAAUGCAGACAUAAAGGGCACUCGCUUCUGCCCCAUCUGCCUGACCAACAUGUCGUGGUUGCCCAAGUUUGCGGCAUGCGUGAAUUGCGGUGCUAAGCCUGUGCCAGCCAUUGAGCAGUGCCACAAGGAGAAGACGCCAACGGCUGACGAAAUCUUAAAGGAUUUACUGGGCAAGCCGCCAGAAACUAUUGAGGAAUACUGCAGUAAGCAAACUCCUACAGUUGUGGUUGAGGAAAAAGAUCUGAAGCCCGCGUGUCGGUGCACUUGCCAGAACGGAAGAACCUGUGCCCACUGCCGGAUACGUAAACUCUGCGCUGAUAUUUUCCAUGAGGAUGAAAAGCCCGUUCCUUGCCUUGGCGCCAAAGAGCACACGAUCGAGAACAUUUGCAUGGAAAGUAAGACGUUGGAGAAACGCGGCCCACAUCUGACGCGGGUAUUCUCCGAGCUCCGCGAUCUGUACGACAUCAAUGCCACUAAGCUGUCCGAUGAGUUGAAAGACAAAUGCGAUCCAGUGGCAUGCAAACCAAAGGACAACAACUUGAAUGCGAGUGCCAAGCCCAAAUCGAAAGCAAAGCCAUUGGUAAAAGUCGAGAAAACCGUCUCAGCAACUGCCUUGCAAAAGCGAUUGCCCGUCAGAGUCGGCCACAAGUUCUGUGCUCAGCCACCCAGCAACGUGCCACCAAAUCACGGAUGGGCCUGGACCAAGAGCAAGGAGACCCGCAAGUACGGCUGGCAGCCAGGCUUCGUGCGCAAGUCGAUCAAACGGAUUAUGAAAUUCUUUUUGCAAUACCUGCCCGAGCGCAAUGCGUUCAACAGGUGCCUGAACGUCGCAUGCAAUGAGAAUGGGAAUGAACAAAACUUGCCCACACUGCGCGUAUUCAAGAAGAAGGGCGAAAUCUUCAUUACUCUGCGCGCUGUCAACAACACGGAAGCGGAAGUAAAGCCGAUUGUGUUCAAGAUUGUUAAGAGCGACUUGGCCGCCGCUCAAAGCGAGAUCAAGAAGACGCUUAAGGCCAAGGGCUACCGCAAGUGCACCUGUCACAAUACGCUGAUGAUGUGUGUCUGUCGCAGCGUCUGCGAGAAAAAGAAACUCGAGGGAGCUCUGCAAAAGGAGUGCAGUCGUCGAGGCAUAGAAAGCUGUGUGAACCAUCUGGUGCUAACAGACACCAGCGACAGCGAAAUGGAAUUUGACAUUCACGUGACAGCACCGACUCAGGAGGCGCAGUCUCCCGCGAUUCUGAAACCCCCGACCGCUAAUAUUGCCACCCAGGUGAAGAAUGUUAGUCUAUGCACCCCACCCAGAUAUCCCCUCAAGCAAAAUCCCUACCGGCGUGUCUAUGACUGUGCUACCAAUGGCCGAUACACUGGCACAGUCUUCGGCAGGCCGGCAGCGAUAGUGCUUGAGGACGGGAUGUUUGGACAAAUGGGCGGCGGGCUGUAUAAAGGGAAUACUACUCCGGGGAGCACCAGCAGUGGCUCGCUCCAAUGCGAUUUUAAAACUCAUGAGUAUAUUGGUCGUGCUCAACCUGAGCAAAAGCUGAUCAAAAGUUUGUUUGCCCCAAGCUUUAAGGGUCGUCUUCUCAACGACGGACGGCUUACUGGCGGGAUGGCUGUUCAGGCAAUACCUGGUUUAAACAAGCAGCCGGCUAACGGGGAAUGCGACUCCAAGUGCAGGCCGAAAGCAACGCCCAAGCGUUUGGCGAUGAAAACCAAAAAUAAACUCAACUCCCAGACUGCAGACAAGGAAAACAAAAUAGAAAAGAGUAAACAAAAUAAGGACAUGCAUUACGUGAAGAAAAGCGGCUCCUUUACUAAGCCAAAGCCUCUACUCAUACAGGAUGGCCUAACCGACUUACAGAAGAGACAACGCGCUUUCUUGCAAAUUCGCUCACCUCCCAUCGAGCUCGCCAAUCGUAAGGGCAACGAGUGCCAGAAUACACGUACCACUAAAUGUUUAUGUUCUCGUUUUAACAAUUUCUAAACAUAAAUUAUUGUAUA
Messenger RNA from Drosophila navojoa, 2428 nucleotides. RefSeq lists its product as uncharacterized. The record is from RefSeq and is a predicted model, not a curated record. NCBI's taxonomy places the organism in Eukaryota, Metazoa, Arthropoda, Insecta, Diptera, Drosophilidae.